Messenger RNA from Patella vulgata (common limpet), 752 nucleotides. Its product is annotated as zinc finger protein 233-like. Bases 66 to 686 code for a protein of 206 amino acids. The transcript is spliced from 2 exons. The record is from RefSeq and is a predicted model, not a curated record. Gene Ontology annotation, cellular component: nucleus. NCBI's taxonomy places the organism in Eukaryota, Metazoa, Mollusca, Gastropoda, Patellidae.
AAAAACCUUAUAAAUGUGAUGUUUGUAGUAAAUCAUUUAGUCAGAAAGGUCAUCUAAAAACACACAUGAGAAUUCAUACUGGUGAAAAACCUUAUAAAUGUGAUGUUUGUAGUAAAUCAUUUUCUGAUAGUAGUUCUCUAAAGAAACACAUGACAAUGCAUACUGGUGAAAAACCUUAUAAAUGUGAUGUUUGCAGUAAAUCAUUCACUACUAGUAGUAAUCUACAGACUCACAGGAGAAUUCAUACAGGUGACAAACCUUAUAAAUGUGAUAUUUGUAGUAAAUCAUUUUCUGAUAGUAGUCAUCUAAAGAAACACAUGAGAAUUCAUACAGGUGAAAAACCUUAUAAAUGUGAUGUUUGUAGUAUAUCAUUCACCUUAAGAAGUACUCUACAGAGGCAUAUGAGAAUUCAUACAGGGGAAAAACCUUAUAAAUGUGAUAUUUGUAAUAAAACAUUUAUACAGAAAGGCAAUCUAAAUUUACACAUGAAAAGUCAUACAGGCGAGAAACAAUUUAAAUGCGAUGUUUGUAGAAAAUUUUUAACUACCAGUACUAAAUUACGAACACACAUGAGGGUUCAUACAGGUGAAAAACCUUAUAAAUGUAAUGUUUGUAGUAAAUCAUUCACCACUAAUGGUAAUCUACAGUCACACAUAAGAAUUCAUACUAGAGAAAAAAACGUUUAAAUGUGAUGUCUGUAGUAAAUCAUUUUCUGACAGCAGUAUUCUGCAGAAACACAUUAGAAUUCAGAC